Molecule: messenger RNA, 1125 nt
Organism: Ornithorhynchus anatinus (platypus)
Lineage: Eukaryota; Metazoa; Chordata; Mammalia; Monotremata; Ornithorhynchidae
Gene: RAN
Product: RAN, member RAS oncogene family
Exons: 7
Coding region: 113-763 (216 amino acids)
Biological process (GO): ribosomal subunit export from nucleus; protein import into nucleus
Cellular component (GO): nucleus; cytoplasm
Molecular function (GO): GTPase activity; GTP binding
Source: RefSeq, a predicted model, not a curated record
CCGCCCUCCCUCCUUCCCGCCGUUCCCCGCAGGAGCCGCAGGGCAGGGCAGGGCGAGCGCCGGCCGCGGCACUUCGGCUCCCCGAGGACCACGACCAGACGAACCGUCCACCAUGGCCGCUCAAGGAGAGCCCCAAGUGCAGUUUAAGCUCGUGUUGGUCGGCGACGGGGGUACCGGAAAGACCACGUUCGUAAAGCGCCACUUGACUGGCGAAUUUGAGAAGAAGUACGUAGCUACCUUGGGUGUUGAGGUUCACCCCCUCGUGUUCCAUACUAACAGAGGGCCUAUCAAAUUCAAUGUGUGGGAUACAGCUGGGCAGGAGAAGUUUGGUGGUCUGAGAGAUGGCUAUUACAUCCAAGCUCAGUGUGCCAUUAUCAUGUUUGAUGUUACUUCAAGAGUUACUUACAAGAAUGUACCUAACUGGCACAGAGAUCUGGUACGGGUAUGCGAAAACAUCCCAAUAGUCUUGUGUGGCAACAAGGUGGAUAUCAAGGACAGGAAAGUCAAGGCAAAAUCCAUCGUUUUCCAUCGGAAGAAGAAUCUCCAGUACUAUGAUAUUUCUGCCAAAAGUAACUACAACUUUGAGAAGCCCUUCCUUUGGCUGGCUAGGAAGCUAAUUGGAGAUCCCAAUUUGGAGUUUGUUGCCAUGCCGGCGCUUGCACCGCCAGAAGUCGUCAUGGACCCAGCACUGGCAGCACAGUAUGAGCAGGACUUACAGAUUGCUCAAACAACCGCUCUCCCCGACGAAGAUGAUGACCUGUGAGGAAUCGAAGCUGGAGCCCAGCGUCAGAAGUCUAGUUUUAUAGGCAACUGUCCUGUGAUGUCAGUGGUGCAGCGUGUUUGCCACUUUAUUAUAUAGCUGAGCAGAACAUGUGCUUAAUCUUUGGGAUGCUGAAGGAGAUGAAUGGGCUUCGGAGUGAAUGUGGCAGUUAAAAAAAAAAAAUUCCUUCAUAUUUUGGACCUGCGUAUUUAGCUGUUUUUGGACUGCAAUUACUUUCCCCUUGAGUUUCAACUGUAAGACUGCUGCAGUCACAUCACAAUAUUCUGUGGUGAAUCUUGUUUGUUACUGUCAUUCCCAUUCCUUUUUCGUUUAGAUCAUAAUAAAGUUGUAUUUGAAAUACCUAA